CAACCAAAAACAAUUAAUUAAUUGUCCUAAAAUUUAAUAUCAUUUUCAGUGGACCUCUGCCAUUGACAUGACCUGACUCCGAUCUACAACUGUUUGACUUGGAAACAAUUAUGCAGAGAACCUCACAAUUUACACAAGCUGAUUUACCCUUUGAUUCACUCCAACUUUUUUUACAUAUUCAUCUCCAGCUACAUGUCAAUGGAGCAACCUGUGAAUCAAUCAUCUUCAACCCAUCAAGUGUUGUUGAGUUUUAGAGCACAAGACACUUGCAUGGCUUUCACUGAUCACCUUUACAGUGCAUUAGUUCAAGCUGGCAUUCAAACACUCAAAGACACAACAAGAAUAGAGCAAGCAAUCCGAGAGUCCAAGGUUUCACUGAUUGUCUUAUCCCAAGGAUAUGCCUUGUCUCAAUCAUGUCUUGACCAGCUUGAUAUGAUUAUGAAGCAAAAGGAGAAAUUGGAUCGUACGGUUGUACCAGUGUUCUAUGAUGUGGAUCCUUCUGAUGUUAGGAAACAGAAGGGAAGGAUUGGGGAAGCAUUAGCUUUGCAUGAAAAAGACUUGAAACUAGAAAGCAGUGGAAGGGAAAGGGUUGAAAGAUGGAGGGAAGCACUUGCUAAAGUUGCUGACUUGGGGGGAAUGGUCUUACAGAAUCAAGAUGAUGGGCAUGAGUCGAAAUUUAUUCGAAAGAUUGUUAAUGUGGUCACAAAUAGAAUAAGUCGGACAGAAUUGUAUCUUGCACCUCACCUAAUUGGCAUAGAACGCCGGGUUAAACAUAUUAACUCGUGGCUGCAAGAUGGAUCAAUUGAUGUAGGCCUAUUGGUUGUCUGCGGGAUGGGUGGCAUAGGGAAGACCACCCUGGCCAAAUUCAUCUACAGUUCAAACUUUCAUGUUUUUGAAGGCAGCAGUUGUGUUCUUAACAUUAGAGAAGUUUCCAAGCAACCUAAUGGUUUAGUUAAGUUGCAGAAGCAAAUACUUUCUGACAUUCUAAAAAGAGAGAAGGAAAGAGUAUCAUGUGUUGAUGAAGGAAUUGUAAAGAUUUCGGAUGCCGUAAGUGCAAAAAGAGUCCUACUUGUUCUUGAUGAUCUGGAUGACUCUGAUCAAGUAAACGCAAUUUUUGGGAUGAAAAGUUCAUUUUACCCAGGAAGUAAAAUAAUCAUAACAACCCGACAGCAGCGUAUUCUAACUCCUCGCCUAGUUGACAAGGUGUAUCGCGUUGAGACACUAAGCAGUGAUGAAUCCUUAGAGCUCUUCAGUUGGUAUACCUUCGGAAAACCACAUCCUGUAGAGGGUUUUCUUAAGUAUUCAAAUGAAGUAGUGGAACGGUGUGGAGGAAUUCCACUUGCACUGAGAGUUUUGGGUUCUUCCCUGGCAGGACAAAAUCUUGAUGUAUGGCAAAGUACAAUAGAAAAGUUGAAAGUUGUUCCUAAUAAUCGGAUUAUUGAACUGCUCAAAAUCAGUUAUGAAUCUCUAGAAGAUGAUGAUAGGAGUCUAUUCCUUCAUAUAGCUUGUUUCUUUGUCUGGGAGGAUAAAGAUUUUGCUGUCAAAAUACUAGAUAAAUGUGAACUUUUCACUAUAGUGGGGAUCCAGAACCUUAUUGAUAGAGAUCUCUUGUCAGUACCUUCGGGUAAGCUCGUCAUGCAUCAACUGAUUCAAGAUAUGGGUAGAGAGAUUGUUCGCCAGGAGUCAUUUGAGGAGCCAGGGAGGCGUAGUAGACUGUGGCGUCAUAGAGAAUCUUUAUACGUAUUGAAAAACAAAACUGGUACAGAAACAAUUGAAGGCAUCAUUCUAGACAGAAAUAUGCUUAAAGAUCACGGGAAAAUCAGGGUAACGUCUAGUGAAAUUUAUGGCAAAAAACGCAAGCUGGAAGAAUUUCUGAAUAAUUCUCAAAGAUGUCGACCGAAACAAAGUUGGAUGUCCAUUUUCUCAAGUCAUACCAUGGACGCCGUGGAAGUUCCAAAUGAAGAUUUGGUAACUGAUGCAUUCAUCCAAAUGCGCAAGCUAAGAUUUCUAUUGCUUAGCAACAUACAACUUUGUGGAUGUUACAAGAAAUUUCCCAAGAAGUUAAGAUGGUUGUCUUGGCAUUGCCUCCAGUUAGAAUCCCUACCAAGUGACAUUCCAUUGGAAAGCCUUGUCGCAUUAGAUCUUCGAUACAGCAGCUUAAAACAGCUUUGGAAAGAACCAAAGUUACUCAGAUGUCUAAAGUUUCUCAAUCUCAGCCACUCUUAUCAGCUUAGAAGAUCACCUGAUUUUUCACAACUUCCCAAUCUUGAACAAUUAAUCCUCGAAUACUGUACAAAUCUAACAGAGAUAGAUGACUCUAUCGGAUAUGUAGAGGGACUUACUCUGUUGAACCUUAAUGGUUGUACAAAGUUGAGGAGGAUUCCAGAAAGUGUUUGCAUGUUAAAGUUUCUGGAGACCCUUGAUAUUUCUGGUUGCUCUAAUCUUGAAUAUGCGGCCAUGGAUUUGCCAGGCGAGCUUUCUGACGGAAUCCAAACAAACCAAAUAAUAACUACCAAACAUGUCCGACCAUGGCAUACCAUCUUGUGGUCCUGGCUGAGGAAGGAGAAAAUAUGUUGUAGAAUUUCCCCAAUCAGUUUUCCAGCCUCACUAGUUACUUUGAGACUUUCUGACUGCAAUCUAGGUGAUAAUGCAUUUCUCCAUGUUGAUUUUAGCAUGCUCAACUUUCUGAAAGACUUGAAUUUGAGCCAAAAUCCAAUUUCCUGUCCCCCAGAGAGCAUCAUGCAUCUUAGCAGGCUUGAAAAGCUUUCACUAACUUCAUGUACAAGGCUAAAAUCAAUCAGUGAAAUUCCAAAUGGUGUCGACAUAGUGGAUGCAACUGAUUGUAUAUCCUUGGAGAGAGUAUGUGGCCUACCUAGUUCAUGUGGCGUACUUUACCUAAAUUGUGCUAAUCUGGUUCAGAUGGAUCCUUAUUUCAAGUUAGAACCUCUUGAAAAUGUUAAUGAAGAAAUUCUCAGAUUUUUGAAUCUGUCAAACUUGGAACUGAUUAGAAAUGUUGCUUUUAGAUUAAGAUUCGACAUUGAGAAAUUGCAUUCAAAUGCAAUGGGAUUUCCAAAAUUUGUCCAAAAUGAUAUGGAUAAAAUACAACGUCUCCCACCUAAGAGGCUUCCAGCUCAGGGAUUUUACUGCAACGGCAUCUUCUCCACAUUCUUGUUGAGUGAACACAUGCCAAGUUGGUUUAACACUAAGUUAAGUGUGCCUUUCCAUACAUCAUUUAGGGUGACUAAUCCUGAUAAUCAUCGAGUUCGUGGCUUAAGCUUUUGCUUGGUGUAUACAUGUUUGGAGAGUAAGAAAAUUGUAACUGAGGGAUUUUUACCGUGCAUUUCAAUCAAUAACUUGUCGCGAAGAAUGAAGUGGAGGCAAGAUCCUUUGUUCCUGGGUAUUCCUGAAGGUGAGGAGAGGAUGAUGUGGUUAAGUUAUUGGGAUAUUGGAGAUUCAUUGCAACCCGGUGAUAUUAUUGAGGUUUCAGCCAGUGUGGGAGAUGAUAAAAAACGUUUCAGUAUCAAGGAGGUUGGGAUGAGAACUAUAUUCCUGGAUGAACAACAAGACUGGAAUAAAGAAUCAGCUUUUGAAGUUGAAGAGUUUCCAAGGCCAUGUCAUCAGAAUUUGCUCCUUGUCAGAGUCUUCCCAAAAUGAUGCGAAAGGAUCUAUGGGUGUUGAUUAACGCCUAAGGAGUAGUCUUUGCGAUAAUUAAAACUUUCCAGUAUUUGUUUUUCUGCAUGUCAACAAACUUGAGGAGUGUUGUGGAGUUCAUAGAGAAAAAAUGACCUACUUUAGUUAAGGACUUGAAGGUUCCAAGGGGAAGUAUAAGGAGAUUUUGAACAAGUAUCCAGUUCAAACUUGCAUUUCCCAGAUGUAAUAGUACAUAGCAAUAGAGAAUCUAUUUGAUUAUUUUUUCAAUAGAAUCUAUCAGAUGUCAAAUAUCCUUAUUUUAGCAAUAGUAAUUUAUUUUACACCCUACUCUAAUCUAUGCUGCCAUCAAAUUCAUUUUGUCUUGUUACAUUACUGCCUGACGCAGACCUAUUCAACCAUAUCCGCGACAAUCUUAGCUAAAAUCUAGCAAAGUUGACAUUUAUUGCAGAUCGAACUUGAACAAUACCCAUCAGAGUGAAUCUGGAAAAGUCUCGAAAUGAUGUUCAGAACUUUAAAGAGUUUUAAUGGUGGCACUGUAAUAAUUACAAAUUAAAAUAGUUCUUUUACUCCGGAAUGUGUUCUUGGUGGAAUUGGAUCAGUUGUUGGCUCUCAAGCCUUGGAAAUUCAUUCAGAAUGCUGAUAUGUUGCCGUAGGACGAUAGAUUGGUCACUGAUGAAGUGUUGAAUAUGAGGGGAAACUCAAAAAGAAAUUCAGAGUUUCUUCUGAGAUUUACUGAAGCUAAGAGCGAUUGUUGUGAGACACAGUGAGAGUAUAGAGAGAGAUGGAUUUUCUGCAACAGCGAGGGAUCAGGUGAGCUCGUUCCAAUUGAGUCAUUGGGGUAGCAGCAGCUAGUGCAGGGAAAGCCAUUGAGUCAUCAUGCUGUUGACUGUCACAAAUAGUUAAGAUUCCUCACAGACUACUCAAAGAAAGGAGGAAAACACCCUCUUUUUGCUGCCGAACCAGAUUCGACUUCAGUUUAUAUGGCCUUUCAACUUCUGUCUAAGUGCUGAUCCAUUAUACACCAGUUGCCAUUGAGCUGAGAUAUCUUGCUGAUGAAAUGAACUGUUGUUACCAAUGACGACAAGAUGUUUGCACUUUCAAUUCUAUUGCAGAGACCACAAUGUGCUCGAGGCUGAAAAUCGUCAUACUAGGCAGUGAUUUAGGGAGUCUAUGCUCAGGAAUGAAGCUACAUGGUCCAAAGGGGAUUCUUCAAUGGAAUACCAUUUGUCUUAGAUUUAUACUGCCCUCAAGUACAAUAAAUCUUUUGCAUAUAAGUUCAUGGGAUGAUGCACUUGUUCAAAUACCUAUAUAUGUAAUGUUGAGCUUUCUGUUGAAGGGCCUCAUGGCUAUUAGUCCACUAUUUAAAGUAUGUGACAGGUGGCAUAUGAGUUUUCCAUUUCAUAGCUAUAUUGAGCAAUAUUCUCCAACUGAUUAAUGAUAGCAAGCCAUGUCUGCCUAUUAGUAUUCUGAUAGCGAGGCUUGUGAAGAAAGAAAAAAAAUAUUAAUGAAAUUCCUCUUCAUGAGACAGUGCACAUGUAGGCAGUCUGUCCGUUUCUCCUGGA
Molecule: messenger RNA, 5213 nt
Organism: Lycium ferocissimum
Lineage: Eukaryota; Viridiplantae; Streptophyta; Magnoliopsida; Solanales; Solanaceae
Product: disease resistance protein RPV1-like
Exons: 6
Coding region: 193-3654 (1153 amino acids)
Biological process (GO): defense response; signal transduction
Molecular function (GO): ADP binding
Source: RefSeq, a predicted model, not a curated record